Camelina sativa (false flax) is the source of this 456-nucleotide messenger RNA. The record is from RefSeq and is a predicted model, not a curated record. NCBI's taxonomy places the organism in Eukaryota, Viridiplantae, Streptophyta, Magnoliopsida, Brassicales, Brassicaceae.
UUCUCUUCCUCCGAUCACUCUUCCUCUCCGAUGUCGCCGGAAGAGGAAGAGAUCUUCAACAAAUUGAGAGGUGUCGACAUUUUCGACCACGAGCAAGGUUUGAUUCUUCUUAGGAAGAUGACGAGAUCUAGCGAGGAUCUUAGGGUUUCGCUUUGUACAGAUCGGAUUCUCUCGUUUCUCCGGUCACUGCUUGUUUCGCGGUACAAUCUCGUACAGACUAACGCCGCAGCGUCUUUGGUUAAUCUCUCGCUUGAGAAACAGAACAAAGUGAAGAUCGUACGGUCAGGAUUUGUUCCUUUGUUGAUCGAUGUUUUGAAAUCGGGAACGACGGAGGCGCAGGAACAUGUUGCCGGAGCUUUGUUUAGUUUGGCGCUUGAAGAUGAGAAUAAGAUGGUGAUCGGAGUUCUCGGUGCGGUUGAGCCGCUUCUUCACGCGCUUCGUUCUUCUGAGAGCGAG